This is a messenger RNA of Dromiciops gliroides (monito del monte), 1774 nucleotides long. Its product is annotated as troponin T, slow skeletal muscle. Gene Ontology annotation, cellular component: troponin complex. Gene Ontology annotation, molecular function: troponin T binding; tropomyosin binding. The record is from RefSeq and is a predicted model, not a curated record. Gene Ontology annotation, biological process: regulation of muscle contraction; sarcomere organization; slow-twitch skeletal muscle fiber contraction. Lineage: Eukaryota; Metazoa; Chordata; Mammalia; Microbiotheria; Microbiotheriidae. The coding region runs from base 231 to 1595 and encodes 454 amino acids. The transcript has 20 exons.
GGGUCAGGAUUCUUGGCUCCCUGUGGAGGUGGGACCUGAGAGAGGGAGAGAACAGUCAGACGCGGAGGAUCUCCCUCCCCCUCCGCGCCCCCUUAUCUCCCCAGCGGAUAGUAUAUUUAGCUCCAGGCUCGGCUUUUAUCACACUGUCCCCAGAGGAGCUUGAGAUCAGAGGCUAACGGACCCCAGUCUCCCCAAGGUCAUCCCGGAGACUCGCCCAGUGCCCUUCCAACAUGGCAGAGGAGAGCAGCGACACGUUCCCGCCCGGGUCGUCACCCGCACCCAGUCCAGCAGCUCCCCCAGUUCGACGCCGCUCCUCUGUCAACUAUCGCGCCUAUGCCACCGAGCCUCAUGCCAAGAAAAAGUCCAAGAUCUCGGCUUCUCGGAAACUGCAGCUGAAGACCUUGAUGCUACAGAUCGCCAAACAGGAGCUGGAGCGCGAGGUGGACGAUCGCCGUGGGGAGAAGGGCCGCGUGCUGGGGGAGCGCUGUGCUCCGGUGGAGCUGGCCGGACUUGGUGUCGUCGAGCUCCAGGAGCUGUGUCGGGAACUCCACGCCAGAGUGGACAAGGUGGAUGAAGAGAGAUACGAUUUGGAGGCCAAAGUUACGAAGAAUGUCACCGAGAUUGCUGAUCUGACUCAGAAAAUCUUUGACCUGAGGGGGAAGUUUAAGCGUCCAGCUCUACGGAGGGUGCGGAUCUCAGCAGAUGCCAUGAUGCAGGCCCUGCUGGGAGCCAGAGCUAAAGAGUCCCUGGACCUCAGGGCUCACCUCAAGCAGGUGAAGAAGGAUGACACAGAGAAGGUUACUCCAACCAUGUCAGACGCAGAAGAGCAGGAUUAUGAGGAGGAACAGCAGGAAGAGGAGGCUGCCGAAGAGGAAGAGGAAGCCCCCGAGGAGUCGGAGCCGGUCGCAGAGCGAGAAGAGGAGCGACCCAAACCCAGCAGGCCCGUGGUGCCUACACUGAUCCCGCCAAAGAUCCCUGAGGGAGAGAGAGUUGAUUUUGAUGACAUCCACCGAAAACGCAUGGAGAAGGACCUGCUGGAACUGCAGACGCUCAUCGAUGUGCACUUUGAGCAGAGGAAGAAGGAAGAGGAGGAGCUGGUGGGGCUGAAGGACCGGAUUGAACGCCGAAGAGCUGAGAGAGCAGAGCAGCAGCGAGUUCGGACUGAGAAGGAGAGAGAGCGCCAAGCCAAACUGGCGGAGGAGAAGAUGAGGAAGGAGGAAGAGGCCAAGAAGCGGGCUGAAGAUGAUGCCAAGAAAAAGAAGGUCCUGUCCAACAUGGGAGCCCACUUUGGGGGUUACCUGGUCAAGGCUGAGCAGAAGCGUGGGAAACGCCAGACUGGGAGGGAGAUGAAACAGAGGAUUCUGUCUGAGCGGAAGAAACCCCUGAAUAUCGACCACAUGGGGGAGGAGCAGCUCAGGGAGAAGGCGCGGGAGCUGUCCGACUGGAUUCACCAGCUGGAGUCUGAGAAGUUUGACCUGACUGAGAAACUUCGGCAGCAGAAGUAUGAGAUCAAUGUCCUCUACAACCGAAUCAGCCAUGCCCAGAAAUUCAGGAAGGGGGCCGGCAAGGGUCGUGUUGGUGGACGCUGGAAGUGAGCCUUCCAUCCCAGGAGGCACCUGGAGAGAGGAUCCAAGUGGCCCCUUCCAUCUUGCCCAUAUGGUGAUGGCCCCUGAGAUGCCCCCCAGUCCUGUGACCCUGCAAGCACCCCCUGCCCUCGCCUACACCUUCAGCUUCUUGCCUGAAAUCCUGGAAUAAACACACCCCUGAGCAGUCA